This is a messenger RNA of Kwoniella mangroviensis CBS 8507, 2544 nucleotides long. Its product is annotated as dethiobiotin synthase. Gene Ontology annotation, cellular component: mitochondrion. The record is from RefSeq and is a predicted model, not a curated record. NCBI's taxonomy places the organism in Eukaryota, Fungi, Basidiomycota, Tremellomycetes, Tremellales, Cryptococcaceae. The transcript is spliced from 11 exons. Gene Ontology annotation, biological process: biotin biosynthetic process. Gene Ontology annotation, molecular function: S-adenosyl-L-methionine:8-amino-7-oxononanoate transaminase activity; pyridoxal phosphate binding; dethiobiotin synthase activity. Bases 1 to 2544 code for a protein of 847 amino acids.
AUGCCCCUCCUUUUCCCCAAUUUCCGGAUACACCAGGUCUUCGGAGCAAAUACAGAUGUCGGCAAGACACUCUUGACUACAGCUCUAGUAAGAGCCACAGCAUCAAAGUACGCUGCAUCGGCAAAAGGGAAAGAGAAAAGUGUAUUCUACUUGAAACCCGUAUCGACAGGACCGGAUGAAGAGUCAGAUGUCAGCUAUCUACAACGACAUACAAAACCUUACGCUCAUUUGAUCGAUACCCACAAUCUGUACCAGUACAGAGAACCUAUGUCCCCUCAUCUGGCAGCUAAACUGGCACCGGACUUGCCAUUUCCCAAAACCAACGAUGAGCUAGUCCGAGGAAUCGAGAAUUACGCUACCUCAUGUGCGAAGCAGUUGAAUGGAAGGCAAGGAGCCUUGUUCGUAGAAACAGCAGGAGGUGUCCAUUCCCCGGCCUUGCAUCCCCCACAUACCCAAUCAACAUUCCUUCGUUCCCUCCGACUUCCCUCUAUCCUCAUCGCUUCACCUCGCCUAGGCGGAAUCUCAACCACCUUAUCCUCUUACGAAUCUCUAAUAAUGAGAGGAUAUUCGAUAUCAGCUGUACUAUGCCUGUACGACUCAUAUUACAGGAACGACGAUUUCUUAGAAGGAUAUUUCAGGGAUAGAGGAAUAGGAUAUUGGACUGUGAAACCCCCUCCCGAGAAGUACGGAACGGUAGAAGAGGAUGCAGCGAGGCUAUCCCAGUGGUAUGGCGACGUAGAGCAAUCUGGUAGAGCGGUUGAAGGCGGAGGUGGGGUGAGAGAGGUUUCAGAUUGGUUGGAUCACCAACAUGUCAAUAGGAUAAAGGAAUUGGAUAGUAUGCCUGGUAGAACGCUUAAAAGCGUUUGGUGGCCUUUCACUCAACAUGGUCUGAUAAACAAGAAGGAAGAUGUUAUGGUGGUCGAUUCAGCGUUUGGAGAUAACUUUGAUUCGUACUAUACCAAGCCAUUGCCGACAUCCCCCACAGGCUCCGAGUCGCAGGCCAUACCGAAGGAAGAAGGUAAUUUGUUGAAUUCUUACUUUGACGGUUCAGCCAGUUGGUUCACUCAAUCACACGGUCAUGCAAACGAAGAAUUGACUAUAGCAGCUGCAACAGUUGCCGGACGAUAUGGUCACGUAUUGUUCCCCUCGGGGACCCACGAACCUGCGUUGAAACUUGCCGAAAAGCUCAAAUCGACCGUAGGAAAGGGUUGGGCCGAAAGGGUGUUUUACUCUGAUAAUGGAAGUACCGGUAUUGAAGUGGCAUUGAAAAUGGCUUUGAGAGCUGCAGGAAGGAGGUACGGAUAUGAUGGUGAGAUGGGAGGUGAUUAUGGUGUGAUCGGUCUAAGGGGAGGGUACCAUGGUGAUACUAUUGGUAGUAUGGAUGCGUCCGAGGCGUCAACGUACAAUAAAGCGGUCGAUUGGUACAAAGGUCGUGGUCAUUGGUUCUCACCACCGAUGGUUCAGUAUAUCGAUGGGCGACCCAGCGUACUCACGACAGGACCGGACGAAUGGUCACUUCUACCUGAAGCUUUGAGCUCCGAGGGCAAAACCACAAGCGAAGGGUGGUCUUUGGGAUUCUCAGAUAUACAAUCGAUAUAUUCCGUUGAAUCUCGACUAGACUCACCUCUAGCAGACUAUUACAGAGAACAUAUUCGAAAGAAUCUCGAAAAAGCUGUUAAAGUUGAUGGAAAGAAGUUUGGAGCGAUGAUUAUGGAGCCAACAUGUCUCGGAGCAGGAGGAAUGAUUUUUGUUGAUCCGCUAUUCCAAACUUGUUUAGUCGAGGUCGUAAGAGCCAGUUCGGAUUUGUUUGGCGGUAAAUCGUGGAAGGGUAAGAAAUUUACCGAGGAUCUCAAGGAGGUCAGAGGAGGUUGGAGGGAGAAGAGGAAAUGGAGAGGUGUGCCUAUCAUCUACGAUGAAGUAUUCUCGGGUUUACAUCGAUUCGGAUACCUCUCGGCAUCUUCGAUACUCAAAGAAACGCCUGAUAUAUCAGUAUAUGCGAAGAUCCUCACUGGGGGGUUAUUACCCCUCUCAGCCACUCUAGCUUCCACAUCGAUAUUCAAUACUUUCCUAUCGGAUCGAAAAGUAGAUGCGUUGUUACAUGGACACUCCUAUACCGCGAAUCCUAUCGGAUGUUCAGUGGCCCUGAAAGCGAUUGAGAUAUUAGAGAGACAGAAUUGGGAGGUAGAAAAGAAGAUAUGGAAUGUCAAUUUGAAAGAUGAAUCGAAAAGAUGGAGUUUCUGGAGCGAGGGAUUCGUAUCGACCUUGAGUGAAGCGAAGGUUGUCAAGGGGGCGAUGGCUAUGGGGACGGUUAUGGCACUUGAAUUAGAUGCUGGAGAAGGAGGCUACUCAUCCCAUGCUGCUCUUGAUUUCCUCACUGCUCUCAGACAGAAGAUCAUCACUUCUCCUGAAGGUCAAUUCGCACCGUUCCAGAUCCACUCGCGACCACUUGGGAACGUAGUGUACAUCAUGACUAGUAGUUUCACGAAACCUGAGGUUGUAAGAGCGAUGGAAAGGACUAUAUGGGGGGAAUUGGCGAAAAUAUAG